CAAGAAAAGGGGUCGGUAAAUCCUAGAUCUGGAUCCGCAGGGGUGGACGCCCUGCAUCUCAUAUCUCAUACACCAAAAAUACGCUUAAAUUUAUUUUUGAGAUCCCGCCGAGAUUGGCGAGGUAACCUUUUUGGAGAGGGGGAACGCUUUCGCUUACCAUGGCCACAGAAGAUGCUUUCGCCUACGCGCUGAGCUCUAACCAAGCCUGGGCCGGCUACAAAGGUCAUCAGAACCCCGACUUCUUCCCCAAAUUGGCAUCGGGACAGUCGCCAGCAAUCCUUUGGUUAGGUUGCUCUGACUCGCGCUGUCCCGAGACCACGAUUCUAGGCUUGCAACCAGGCGAUGUCUUUGUGCAUCGUAACAUUGCUAAUAUUAUUUCGCCGACCGACAUCAAUACUUCAGCUGUUAUCGAGUAUGCGGUCGUGCACCUGAAAGUGAAGCACGUGGUGCUGUGCGGGCACUCGUGCUGCGGCGGCGCUGCAGCUGCGCUUAGCGACAACCGCGUCGGCGGCGUGCUGGACACAUGGUUGGUGCCUCUUAAGACUGUGCGUAAUGCACACAAGGAGGAGUUGGAGAACAUCACCGACGACAAGAAGCGCACAGUGCGCAUCGCGGAACUCAAUGUCGAGGCCGGCGUUAACGUCCUCAUGGCCAACCCGUCGAUUCAGGACGCCAUCGCCGAAAGAGGAUUACAAAUUCACGGCACCUUCUUCGACAUCGGAACGGGCCGCAUCCGUGACCUAGGCAUCGGCACGGGCAAGGGAGGACGUUACGGGCUAAAUGGUAUUAAUGGCGACUCGGGCAUUGUUAGGGGAAAACAUGCUAUGUUAGUUUUCAGGAACGAUGGCGUUAGCAGCAUGCAAGCCAUCUAAACCGAACAUGCGGGAAAGUAUUCAGUGGUUAGGUUUCGAAUCAGGGGCGUUUAUGAACUUGGGAAUACCUAUGCAUCCCAUCUUGUUUCGGUAUAAAAAUUUG
This is a messenger RNA of Daldinia caldariorum, 975 nucleotides long. RefSeq names its product carbonic anhydrase. The transcript has 2 exons. Gene Ontology annotation, biological process: cellular response to oxidative stress; cellular response to carbon dioxide; carbon utilization. NCBI's taxonomy places the organism in Eukaryota, Fungi, Ascomycota, Sordariomycetes, Xylariales, Hypoxylaceae. Bases 159 to 872 code for a protein of 237 amino acids. The record is from RefSeq and is a predicted model, not a curated record. Gene Ontology annotation, cellular component: cytoplasm. Gene Ontology annotation, molecular function: carbonate dehydratase activity; zinc ion binding.